Messenger RNA from Oryzias latipes (Japanese medaka), 3619 nucleotides. It is a transcript of the gene rilp, whose product is annotated as Rab interacting lysosomal protein. The record is from RefSeq and is a predicted model, not a curated record. Gene Ontology annotation, biological process: cilium assembly. Gene Ontology annotation, cellular component: cytoplasm; ciliary basal body. Gene Ontology annotation, molecular function: dynein light intermediate chain binding; protein dimerization activity; small GTPase binding. NCBI's taxonomy places the organism in Eukaryota, Metazoa, Chordata, Actinopteri, Beloniformes, Adrianichthyidae.
UCUCGUCUCGGCGCGCUGCAUCACUGAGCUUUCAGGCCGCGUUGGUCUGGAGCGGAGGAGGAUCUAGCUUCGCUAUUUUCUCUCAGUGGAGUGCAACAUGACCGGCUUCAUGUUUGCAUGGGAGAAGGUGGAAGUUCAGAUAUGUCAUGCGCGGUAGGUCGGGCACCGACAACCUCCGUAGUUUUCAUUUUCUGUGGCAGCAAAUAAGCCACCGUCGCUUUCAGUAACACUCGACGAAGGAAGCGAGCCGCGCGGCUCAGACAUGGAGUCCUACCCGGAGAGCAGAGACACGAGCCAGAGCUACUUUAACAAGACUGUCGCCUUGCUGACAGUCAACGAUGUUUAUGAAAUCGCCAAACUCAUCGGGGCCGAGGUGGAGAGGCUUAUCGAUGGAUACGGUAAAGAGAGCGUCGAGGGUUUGGUGCCAAAAAUAGUGAAAGUGCUGGAGCUGCUGGAGAGCUUCGCUUCCAGGAACCACGCUCACAUUCAGCGGGAAGAAGAGCUGCUGAAGACCCUCGAGAGCAUUCAGAUCCAGCAGCAGAAGAAAAAGAAAGACGGCGACGAGGGCCUUGAUAAAGAAAUACAUGAGUUGCGGGAAAAGGAGCUGCAGUGGAGGAAGAGGUGUGAAGAACUGCAGGUCCAGGUGCAGCAGCUCCAGGAGGAAAAGGAGGGUCUACAAAACAGGCUGAAGGGCAAUCAUGCACAGGAAGAUCGUGUUCAGCGGCAGGAGAGGGAGGUGAUGUUAAAACUCAAACAAGUGGUGGACAAGCAGAGAGACGAGCUGAGGGCCAAAGUCCAGGAGAACGCCACCAUCUCUAAAGAGGUGGAAGCGCUUCAAGAACAGCUGGAGCGCUUCAUGAAAAUGAACGGAGAGCUCCGACACAAGCAGAACGUGCUGCAGGCGCAGCUGACAAGUGCGGUGGAGAGGAAGACCGACAUGGAGGCUGACCUGAAGGAGAAACACAAAGUGAUAGAGAAACUCCAGGCACAGCUGAAUAACACAAACAGCAUCACAUCUUCCAGUCCAAGUCAAACUCCACAAGAGUCAGCCAGAAAGUCAAAGGGCGACACCAAAGACCCGGAGCAGCCGUGUUUCACCAAGAAGGAGCUGCGGGACAUUAUUUUUGAGAGGAAUGAGUUGAAAACCAACCUCUUCCUGGUGCAAGAAGAGCUGAACUACUAUCAAAGGGAAAUACUGAACGAGGAGAGGUGUCCAGGUUUCCUUUUGGAAGCGGUUCGCUCCAAAAUCAAAAAGAGGAGGAGGCUGAUCAAGGCCAAGAUGCUGGGGAUUCCCGUGAGCUCGUGCAGCAGCAGCGAUGAGGAGGACAAGAGCUCCUCGUCUGGGCAGACAGAAGUGGACGGCCCGGCAGAAAUGAGCGACAAACCAGCAGAAUCGCGCAUUAGGAGUCUCUUCGGCUUCCUAACGCUGUCCGGCGGCAGCAGCAGGAGUCCCACCCACAUCAGCAACUCGGCCUCCAGCUGGGAGAUCAUUGGAGACUCAGAGGGCGGUGAAGAGCAGCGACAAUCAUCUUGAUCUGCUAGUGAGGACACCGUUUAGCCUUCUCACCUCAAGCCUGUGAGAGAACAUCUGGAGCUGUUUGAAGGGAGAUGUGGAUGAAACUGCACAAUAGCACAGCAGCAGAGUGAAAGCAGGGAACACGAAGUACAGGAAAAACCCCUCAGCUGUUUCCCCUUUAAAAAUCUUCCUCUUAGCUUCACUCUUGUUAAAAAAAGAGAAGCACUGUUCACGGUACGUUUAUGUCAGUAUAAAGAGGGACACUUGACUUUGUUUUCAAGUAUUAAAAUGACAACCAUCUAUAUUUUUCUAUGAUAAAAACAUUUAUUUCUUUGGUUUUAAGAAAUCAACUGUUAUGCAAAUACAUUAAGUAUAUAUAUAUAUAUAUAUAUAUAUAUUUAUAAACAUCCUCAAAUCAUUUAUGCAAAAUCCAAAGACUAUAGAAAUUUAGUCCUAUUUUUGAAAUGAAACUGCUGGCUCUUUUUGCAACUAUGAAUAUAAAUCAUUACAUUUUAUUUUUUUAAUGACUUGUUUUGUCUUAAAAACAAAAACAUCAAGGGUUUAGUGUUUUUCUUUCACAACACUUCUGAGAAAAAGGUUAAAGGUUUAGGUAUAGAAUUUGACGACACUUUGUUUUCCAAAAAAUUCCUAUGAAAAGUAUCAAGAGGCUUAAAAUUUAAAAAUAUAUUUUCCUUGUAACUGGUUUGAUCAGAGAGUUUAUUGUUAUUCACAAAAUUAAUUUAAAGCUGUCUUCUAUAUUUUUUUAAAAGGGAAACCUAAAAACUCAAUGCAGCAAGAAGCGUUUAUUUAAUCAAAUAUAUCUCUGAUCCAAAAUCUAAAUGAACAUUUAAAUAAUUACCGUGUUCACAUUUUUUCUUUUUUAUGAACAGUUUAAUGAAAGCUGAAAAAAUAUAUCUGAAAAUACUAAAACAUGUCAACUUUAAACCCUGUUGUUUAUCUUUAUUAGUACUACUGUCAACAAAAAAAACGUUUCUGUUUAACUGCACAGUGAUGUACAUUAGAUGAAUGAACAAAAUGUUGAAAAUUUCUGGAGCACAAAAGGUUCACUUAAAAUCUCAUUCCAAUCAUGUUUUGAUCUGUCGGAAAAGUGUUUUCAGUGGUUUUUAAAUGAUGAUUAUGCUAUUAUGGAUCCGAGAGGGGAUCCUGGUUAAAAUGUGUUCCAGAUUAUCGGGGGGAAACCAUCUCUGGUUCACUCAAAGCGAACCACAUGUGUCCGGUCUGAAUACACACUGUCACAACUGAGAGCUUUUUCAAACAGAAUUUUUUCAUCUGCUCCUGAUUCACCUGAUUUAUAUUUGUCCUCCAUCAUGAGAAGAAUGCUACGAUAACAUGUGAAAAACCUCCAAAACACUAUUUUCAUUGGAGUGGGACUUUAAAAACGAAAACAUUUUACGUAAACUUUUUGUGCUAUUAAAAAUUUUAAAGUUACGUUUAUCCAUCCACUAUAGAAGUAAUUAAAAGCCGAAAUGUUGGUUUAGUAUUUUUAUUUUUUUAAUUUUUUUACCUUAUAUAUAAAGGAUUUGUAAGAAAAAAAGCAUUGACUUCAAACAGGAUGUUCCACGUUGCACCUUUGUUCCACAAGAGGGCAGACUUCUGUUUUCAUUUUAACUCAGGAUAUUUAGUUUCAAACACCCAGGUCUCUGUCUGAGAAUUAUAAAUCUGUAUGUUUUCUAAAUGAUGACAAGCACUUUUUUAAAAACUUGCUACAGCAGUGCAAGGUUUGCCUUAAAUCUGUAUCUCAAAUAUUGUAAAAAAAUAAAAAAGCCAAAUCAUUCCCCGGUGGUGUUAUACAUGUUUGCCAAACUGGCUGUUAUUCUGCUCCUCCAGCUUCAACUUAGUGAGAAGAAACCACUUUUCCUGACUCCUCAUGGAAAUGUCAAAUCAUAGCACUAGUAGUUUAAGUUAUUGUCAACUUGACUAACUGUAAACCGGGCGAUCUUCUUAAAUGUGUGUUUGCUGUACAUUUUAUUAAUGUCUCUAAUAAAACAUGUAAGAUUUAUUUCCAGCUUAAUAAAAUGUCUCACAAAACCAGUCUGAUGCAGAUCUUCUGUCAUAUUGAGGUUUUAAUAAACACUGAGAAUG